CUUGUCGGCGAACCGCACACAAACACGCAUGCACGCACACUCGGUGGAAGGGCAGACGACACGCAACUACGAGGAAAGAAGGCUUUGAUGGCGGACUACGGAGCACCACCUGCGUACUCGGCGACCGCUGAGAGUGGCAAAGGCGACGGUCGUGGAGAGCUGGCGUCUGCCUACCCGGCCAUGCCCGAAACGAUGCCGAGCGAGGGAGGACCGAGUCGUGACCAAGGUGGUGGCGGAGGGUAUGGGACGGGAUACAACCCUGCGAUGGCGACGAAUCAACAGGGCGGACACCAAGUUCAGUUUGCUGGUCAACCGUAUGGGGCAUCGUACCAGCCUGCACCGGCAUACAAUCCCGUGUAUGGGGAGGAGGAGCUCAAGGCGCUGGAUAUGGUCAUGGCCAGCACGCCUACCAACCUCAUCUGCAGAUGGCUCAUGGUCCGCCGGCCAACAUGGAUCAUCGGCAGAUCCGUCCUCGUCGUGGGGUUUGUGGCUACCUUGGCGGCUGGCUUGCUGCCUUUCUCUGCUGUGCUGUCGCGCCGCUGGUCAUCUUCUCCGUCUUCUCGGCAACGUACUCGAAUGUCAACAUGGGCAUGUUCAUCUGGAUGCCGGCCACGGUCUUUGUUCUUGGCUUUCUCUCGCUCUGCGCCUUUCGCCGUCUCUCGCACGGCGUCCUUGCUCCGCCGCUUGUCGCGCUCCUCCUCCUUGCCCUCUUCACUCUCCAGUCGGCCAUCUUUGUGGGUGUUGACUAUCAUCAGAAGUGCAUCGAGUAUGAGAACCUUGGUGGGCGGGCAACGCGGAUGCUGUACGGGCCAGCAUGCCCGUGGGGUGCAGUCAUCUACUCUGGCCUGGCGGGCGUGGUUGGCUUUGUGGUCAUCGGCUUUUGCAUCUUUUGCUGCGGCUGGUCGUCGGGCAAGUCGCGCGAGCGCAUGCUCGCCUACCGUGCGCUCUCGGGCGUCCCGGUCGGUCUCAGCUCGUUCCACACUCCAUUCCCCAAGCUCAGUCUGCGGCGCAAGAUCAUCAACGGCGUCCUCAUCUUUGUCCUUGUCGCUGUCUUUGUUUCGGUCUUCUACUCGCUCACCUUUACCACCCACCCGUGGCUGGUCGUCGAUUCCGAGGGCAACACCUUUGGCCCCGACAAGCCGCCCAAGGGCGUGACCACCUGCCCAGCCGGCGACAUCUUCUACCACCAGCCGCACACCGCCGAUUUGCCGUGCUGCCGCUGGCACAACAAGGCGACGUGCGUCGAUGUCCACAAGCUUUACGCCUCGAACACACCGUCGGACCCCACGUGCGUGACCAAUACCGGCGACAACGUGUUUAUCAAUGGUACUCUCGCCCCGUCGUGCAGCGUUUGCGAUCUGAAGCCAGAUGUCUGGCUCUUCUUUGACGAUCCGCCCGGCUGCGACGGCGACGACGACUGCACGUACCAGAACUCCAAGUGCAACAAGCUCUCGGGCCUCUACACCUGCUCGAUGUUCUCAGGCGCCGCCGCAGAGUUCCUCGACUACGGCACCGCCUCGCAGCCCAUCAACAAGCUCCGCAUGUGCUCUUCCUUCUGCGACGAGUGGUGGACCGAGUGCCAACCGUUCAUCAACAGCAACGACUACUCCUCGCCACGCGACUUUUGCACUGCCGUCGGCACCAACAUCGAGAUUGUGAGCAACUCGACAAAGUGCUUCUCUGCCGCCUCUACCCUUGGCUCCCCGUCGCGCCUCGCCCUCGCCGCCCUCGCCAUCAUCGUUGCCCUCUUUUCCAUGCUCAGCUAAAAAUCACCACGCUUCCACA
Messenger RNA from Thecamonas trahens ATCC 50062, 1785 nucleotides. RefSeq lists its product as uncharacterized. The coding region runs from base 426 to 1766 and encodes 446 amino acids. Lineage: Eukaryota; Apusomonadida; Apusomonadidae. The record is from RefSeq and is a predicted model, not a curated record. The transcript has a single exon.